CACUCGCACGUGUUGUUGACCAACACUUGUCAUUACUCCGAACAGCUGUUUUUGCCUAUCACAACAAUUUUUAAAAAGUCUAACAAAUCGGCUGUAUUUACCGCCCGAAAAUGGUUAAAAUAAAGAAAAAGGAGGCUCAUAAGAAGCCCUUAACGCGCAAGGAGCAAAGGAAACAGAAAACCGAGGCGAAAAAGGAAAAUAAACGUCUUUAUCACGCCGGCAAAAGUAACGGGACACAGCGCGUGGUAGCCGCAGCCGAGGCGCUGGCAGCGCAGUCGCUGCAAGGCAAAGGCAAGAAGAAGAAAAAGACUAAGAAACCAAAAAUAAAUCCUGAGGAUAUACCCAAGGAGCAGCUUUUAUCCGGGGAAAUAGGAUCCGAUGACGACGAAUCCAUAGCCUCAGACUUCAGCGAUGAAGAGGUGGACGCCCUGAUGCCCAAAAAAGCCAAGGUUGAGAUCUAUGAGCCGCUGGGAAAGAAGGUAAAGAUUAAGGGUGGCGCCAUACCCAGGCAGGAUGAAGCGGAGGUCAGGAAAAAAGAGCUGCGCCAGCAAAAAGAGCUAGAGGGCAAAUCUAAGAAGCAGCGACUCAAACAACUGCGUCUGGAGAACGAGGAGGAGGAUCGAGAGAUUGCCAAGCUGGAGAAAAAGCUGAAGCUCAACAAAAGCAAGGACAAGAAUCGCCUGGUGAGGAAAAUGUUCAAUGAUGGUCUGGAUUACCUCUUGGACUUUGUACUGGACGACGAGGAGGAGAAGCAAAAGUGGGAGGAAAAACAGGAGCGUAAGCGGCGUCUUAAGGAGGAACAGGAGAAGGAGGAGGCGGGCAUGUGGAGUGAAGAUGAUGAAGAGCAGGAAGAUGGCUUAACUGGUGAACUGCCCGAUGAUGAUAGCGAGUCGUCACGGGACGAUGAUGAGGAGGAUGAGGAGCUAAGCGACGAUGAAGAACAAAGCGAGGAGGAAUCCGAACAGGAGGUGGAGCAACCCAAAGUUAAGGAGGACAUCUACGGUCGCAAACGUGAUGCUGAGGGCAACAUCCUGCCCGAUCCCAUCGAGCAAGAGGCCUCUGCCACGGGCCAAAAGUAUAUACCACCUCAUCAGCGAGCUCUGUUAGCUGCCAGCGCUGGAUCGAGCGAAAAGCAAGCCGAGAUCCUGGCCCGCCUCCAGAAACAGUGCAAGGGUCUGCUCAAUCGUCUGUCCGAGGCGAAUCUCCACAAGAUUGCCGCCGGCAUAGAGGCGCUCUAUAUGAAGAACUCGCGGUACAACAUGAAUGACACAUUGACAAAACUGCUGCAGGAGGCUCUGCUGGGCUCCACGCGAUCCAACGAGCGCAUGGUACAGGAGCAUAUGGUGCUAUUGGCCUACCUUCAUGCCCAAAUAGGUAGCGAAAUAGGUGCCCACUUUCUGCAGACUUUUGUGGAGCUGUUCGAUGGUCAUAUUAAGAAUAUUUCUAACUUGGAGGUGGAGGACAAGCAGUUGAAUAACCUAGUGCUAAUCCUCUGCUACAUGUACAUGUUCAAGAUCUUCGAACUGAGCUUGCUAAUGGAACUGAUUGGCAGACUAUCGGAUGAGCUUUGCGAGAAGAGUGUGGAGUGCCUGCUACUGAUCUUACAAACCAUAGGUUUCCGUUUGCGAAAAGACGAUCCAUUGGCCUUCAAGACCAUGAUGCAACGAGUUCAAGCCCAAAUUGCCGCCGCUCCCUUGGAACUGAAAGAGAAUCCUCGCCUGCGCUUCAUGGUGGAUAUCCUGAAUGCAGUUAAGAACAAUAAUAUGCAGAAGUUACCCCAAUACGAUCCUGAGCUGGCGGAGAAUCUGCGCAAGCGCUUAAAGGCCAUGCUGAAGAACGAUCGCUAUGUGGUCACCUUGAAUAUAACACUGGAGGAUCUCCUGCGUGCCGAUAAAGUUGGCAAGUGGUGGAUUGUGGGCUCUGCCUGGACAGGAAACCUUAACGAAAUGGGUUCCGCCAAACAAAAGCAGGAUGCAAACUCGUCCAAGACUUCAAACGCGGGCUUUGCUGACAAACUUUUGGAACUGGCCAAAAAGCAGCAAAUGAAUACUGCAGAGCGAAAGAAUAUCUUCUGCAUAAUUAUGAGUGCCGCCGAUUAUGUCGAUGCCUUUGAAAAGAUCUUGCACUUGGCCCUAAAGGAUCAACGAGCGGUGGCCUAUGUGAUCAUCCAUUGUGCCCUCAACGAGAAGCGUGCCAAUCCCUACUACGCCCAUUUGUCCCUCAAGUUCUGCCAGUAUAAUCGAAAGUAUCAGCUAGCAUUUCAGUUUGCCAGCUGGGAUCGCAUCAAUGAUAUCGAAUCGCUAUCAAAGCCACAAAUUCGAAAUCUGGCCAGUUUCCUUCAGCAAUUAAUCCUUUCGGCUGGAUUGCAGCUCUCCGUGCUGAAAGUGGUGGACUUUAUGCAACUGGACAAACUGAGUUUCUUCUUUAUGAAGGAGGUAAUGGUGCGGCUGCUUUUGGCCCCAGAUGAGCGGGAAAUCUAUCAGACCUUCGAACGUGUGGCCAAGAACACGAAGCUUCAGCAAUUUAAGCAGAGUGUACGGCUUUUCCUGCAACAUUUUCUCCUCAAAGGAGAGCAACUGGAAAAGCUGAAGCUAAAAGAAGAGGAGCAGCAGCUGCUGCAACAGCGAGUGGAUCACCUGGACAAGCUGCUGGCAUAUGUGGACCUGUAAAUAUUUAUAAGUAGAAUUAAAAGGUGACCUUCUUAAGAAUACUA
This is a messenger RNA of Drosophila kikkawai, 2713 nucleotides long. RefSeq names its product nucleolar MIF4G domain-containing protein 1 homolog. Gene Ontology annotation, cellular component: nucleolus. Lineage: Eukaryota; Metazoa; Arthropoda; Insecta; Diptera; Drosophilidae. The record is from RefSeq and is a predicted model, not a curated record. Gene Ontology annotation, molecular function: protein binding; RNA binding. Gene Ontology annotation, biological process: ribosomal small subunit biogenesis.